AUGUCUGACUAUUUUGAUGAGCUGUGAUAUACUCCAACUGGACCUGAGGGUGCGAAUGAUUUCGAACGAAACUACAAACGUCUCCAAGUAUUGGCCAUUAUGAAUGGAAUUGAUAUGGAAAUAGAGGUACCUGAAGCUUCCAAAAGGGCUAUCGCUGAGUUGCCAGUUCACGAAAUACCCUCCGAUGAAAACAAAGACAGUCUUGAGUGUGCAGUGUGCAAACAGCCAGCAGAAAAUGAAGACAAAUAUAAAAUUUUGCCAUGUAAACACGAGUUCCAUGAGGAGUGCACUCUGUUAUGGCUAAAAAAGGAAGUGUCUAAAUGUUGAUGAUGGGUUCCGAAUACGCUUGCCAGGCCUUAGAGCAGGAAGUCGGGAAGCACAAUCUUAUGAAUCUGGAAUAGUGACGGUUCUCAAAAAAAAGAAGAUAACGUCAAAAUCCGGUUUUUUUUACAAAAAAAGAAAGAGUGCGUGAAGUUCGGCCUGGCGGAAUCUUAUAUGCCUUCCUCCACGGAUUGAAUUUCUCAACUUCAUUGAAAAAAUUGUCGUAGGCAAAUUAGACGAUUACAUAUAGGUUAUAU
Stomoxys calcitrans (stable fly) is the source of this 578-nucleotide messenger RNA. Its product is annotated as E3 ubiquitin-protein ligase RNF181 homolog. NCBI's taxonomy places the organism in Eukaryota, Metazoa, Arthropoda, Insecta, Diptera, Muscidae. The transcript has 2 exons. Gene Ontology annotation, cellular component: cytoplasm. The record is from RefSeq and is a predicted model, not a curated record. Gene Ontology annotation, molecular function: ubiquitin protein ligase activity. Gene Ontology annotation, biological process: protein ubiquitination.